AGCAUCGUAAUCAUGUAUGAACACGGGAAUUCUAGCUGGCUAGCUAGCUGCUGUUUUAGAACUACAAUAUAAACUGCAGAAAAUGCUCUGAUACCUCCACAGUCCACACACAAAUCAAACAUCUGUAAAAGAAAGCUAAACAGAGUAUACGACAAUGUCGAAUUCCUGCUGCUUCAUCGCAACCCAGCUGAUCGUAUUGUUCCUCCUGAUCGCUGCCUGCCGAGACACGAAUGCAAGAAAAGAUAUUGGAGAGUUCAGGAAGAGCGUGGUGAAGGAUCAAUUGGGCGACGAGCUACUACUAACGACGAAGACGUUUGAAAUCUCUCCCGCCAAAACAGAGUAUCUUGAUGCAGAGCAGCACUCGAGAGUAGAGGAAUUCGAGGCGGAGCUGAACCCAUUUGCGAAGAACAAUCAGGAAGAGAAUGAGUUGUUUUCCGAUGGUUUCCAGUUGCCGGAGAGCAACAAGGAGGAAAAGGAGUUGUCAUCCAUGGACUUCAACCCGCCGCCACCCUCUGUUUUUUACAGUAUGCUCAACCCAUCUACAGAGAAGAAUGACGAGGAGGAUGAUUUGUUUUCCGAGAACUUCCAGCCGCCGCCCAGUUAAUGCAUCCCCUGGUGCAUGUUUGAUAUGCAAUAAGCUCUCAACCCAUCUACCGAUUGAAGACAAUAAGGAGGAGAAAUAAACAGUUGUUUUCCAGAAUUUCCAGCCGCUACUUUGGUGUAAUAUUUUGUCUAAAUCUAUGGAUGAGGUGUUUCAUAUUUUGGGUAUGAGACUAUACUUUAAUUCCUAUUGAGUGAAUGUUGCGUCCUUAUUCUCUAAACUUUAACCUUUAAGCUACGUAAUGAUGCAUUUGGUGUGUUGGAUAGAUUUCAACCAAUCAGAAUCGUCAACAGUUGUUUCUAAUUAAAUUAAUCUUAGAGU
Molecule: messenger RNA, 922 nt
Organism: Linum trigynum
Lineage: Eukaryota; Viridiplantae; Streptophyta; Magnoliopsida; Malpighiales; Linaceae
Source: the annotation of a GenBank genome assembly